UAAUGUGUUGGUCCCUGCACAGGUAAAUAAAGGACCCUCCAACUCUCCAGGUUGGUGUCCAGUGGUCUCAUUCCGGCGCGAUACAACAAUAACAUUCUGUUAUGCUGAUCUUGAGCCAGGCCUUCAGUUAUGGCUGCAAUGGAAACUCCAUCAUUUCUGUUUAAUUUUAAAGGAUGCUAUUUUGCAUCAGAUUUUAUCACACCUGAAUAUCUUGAAACAAUUGAAGAUUUUGAAGUGAGGGACAGUGAUAUAUUUGUAGUCACUUAUCCAAAAUCUGGAACCGUGUGGGCCCAGAACAUUUUGUGCCUGAUUUUGAAUGAAAGCCACCGCAAUGGAACAGGGGGAAAAUCCACAUAUGAUCAGGCUCCAUUUCUUGAUUACAACUUAAGGAACUUGGAUUUGUCCCAGCUACCGUCACCUCGGGUCCUAAUGGCCCAUCUACCAUAUCAUUUGAUUCCAAAGGGGCUGAAAGAAGGAAAAGGGAAAAUCAUCUAUGUAUAUAGAAACCCUAAGGAUGCUAUGGUGUCCUUAUAUCAUUAUUCAAGCUUUGCACAAACGUCAGCAGAUCUGGAAGAGUACAUGCAGAGGUAUUUAGCUGGGAAAGUUGUGUGCAGUUCGAUUUUUGAUCAUGUCAAAGUCUGGUACUCUCAUAAGAAUGAACUCGAUAUUCUCUUCCUUUCCUAUGAGGAGAUGAUUAAGGACCUGAGAGGUGCUGUCUUAAAAGUUUGUGGGUUCAUAGGAAAGCAACUGAGCAGCCAGGAGGUGGACAAAGUUGUGGAGAUGGCUACGUUCGAAAAUAUGAAAAGAGACCCGAGGGCAAAUAAUGUGGUCACUGCUAAAGAAAGAUUCAGGAGAAAGGACAUGCCGCAUCUACGCAAAGGUACCAUUGGAGACUGGAAAAAUAUAAUGACAGUGUCACAGAGCGAAAGGUUUGACAAGGUCUUCCAGGAGAAAAUGAAAGACAUACCUCUCAAAUUCAUCUGGGAUAUUAAAGAAACAAAAAAACCAUGAUUAGCAUGAAAAGUGUAGCAGAAGACAAAGCCUUCCUCUCUUUUCCAGAUAAAAUGCUUAAGUGGUUUAAAAACAGAAUGAAUUCAUUAAUAUUUUAAAUAUAUUUUACUCAAAGCUUUUGGGGAAAGUAUACAUUACAGAGAAGUUAUACAUGUAUUUAUGCAGAAAUGUUUUAACAUUAGGGAAAAAGAUCUGAAAAGUAUGGAAUAAACUAUUUUGUGGUGCCAUCUUA
Varanus komodoensis (Komodo dragon) is the source of this 1243-nucleotide messenger RNA. Its product is annotated as amine sulfotransferase-like. Lineage: Eukaryota; Metazoa; Chordata; Lepidosauria; Squamata; Varanidae. Gene Ontology annotation, cellular component: cytoplasm. Gene Ontology annotation, biological process: sulfation. Gene Ontology annotation, molecular function: sulfotransferase activity. Bases 130 to 1011 code for a protein of 293 amino acids. The transcript has 7 exons. The record is from RefSeq and is a predicted model, not a curated record.